This is a messenger RNA of Cinara cedri, 4761 nucleotides long. NCBI's taxonomy places the organism in Eukaryota, Metazoa, Arthropoda, Insecta, Hemiptera, Aphididae. The record is from the annotation of a GenBank genome assembly.
AUGACGAAAUCCACAGCGCUCGCGCCGCGUGCCGGAGACGCGCCGGGAACCGGGCCCUCCGCUCGGGCGUGCGACGGUCGCGACGCGCACGUGUCCGUCGCGAUGUGUCCACCGGACGGUGGCGUCUGGGCGACGUUCACCUGCGUACUCGGCUUCGUGGCCGCGAUGAUUCUGGACGGCGUGUGCCUGUCGGUGAUCGCGUACGACGGACGCGUCGGCGUCGUGGCCGAACGAUUACCGUUGCCGUCGCCGUCGACCGCCGCGUUGGAACACAUGGCCGUCGUCUGGCUGUGCCGCUAUCUCAUCGGUAGGCAGCACCGUCUUGGGUAUAGUUUUAGAACGGGCCGCGUAACCGCAAGGAGGGAGGGGGGGAAAUACUCUCGGUCACGGCACCGUUCCAGUGACGUUCUUAUUUUUACGGACCGUGCGCGCCGAGUACCCGUACCGGGCGCCGGGUACCGAUUGUAGGCGCACGGUCGCACCACGACGGUGACGAUUGUAACGUUGCCGGACGACGAGAAAUAUUUCGGGGCUCUUGAAAGUGCCGCGCCGGCCGCGUCCCCGGGUUUUAUAAUAAUUAUACCGUACAGUUCGUCGUCAACGACGAUUAUCGCAAAGUAAUUGCGUCCAAUUAUCCGUUUACAGAACCGUUUUCGUGUGCCUACAUCAAUCGGUACGGUUUUCGCUACGGUUUGUUUUUCGGCAGUGUGCUGUCUGUCGCGUGGAUCACGUUAUUGACGUCGUCGUUUAUCGGUGACGUCGAGCCGUCGUUUUUCCAGCGUUUCCGUUUCGUUUUGGCCGCCGCCGGAGGUAAGUCGAGUAACCAAUAACGAUAGACGUCCGGUACCCGCAUAUGCGGCGUUUAAAAUCGUAUUAUUUCAAUCGACGGCGGCGUGACAGGAGUCCCAUGAGACCCCCGGGCCUCGUGGCUGUUUCCGUGAUGGCGAGUAAAGGGUCACGAAACGAUAAUAAUUAUAAGUCGUGUUUCGAGAAACCGCCGGUUCUAUCUAUCAAAGGUACCUGUAAUGUAUUAUGGACAGUUUUUUGCAAUAAAAAUGGAUUCUGAACAUUUUUAGCGUACUUAAAUUUUAUCCGAAAAUUUUGAAGGCGGUACCUAAUUUUUGUCCCGCGAAUGAAAAAAUAUUCACGCCGCUACCGAUUUCAAUAUUCACCCGACGACGACGGUUCUUACAAUUCGAAUUCUAUAAUUAUUCUUAAUAAUUCGGAGGUUUUUGCGUGUGUGUGUGUGUGUGUAUAGGUAUCGGAAUCGGUAUGAUAAAAACAGCGUUCGUCGUAUUAAUAUCGUCGCUGUUCAUCACCAACCGGAAAACGGCACACAUGUGUCUGCAUUUGGGAAGUUUUACCGGAAUAUCGAUAUUUCCGGUUUUAACGGCGUACUUGAUAACGAACGCGGGCCAUCAUUCUCCGAUGUAUCUCCUCUCAGGUCGGUACCGAUACAAGUAGCGUAACAUUAUUACCGUUAUUAUUUCGAUUGUUUUCUGAUUUUCUAAUUUUGAUAUCGUGGCGCUGCGCUUAACUUGGCUGCAAUCGAUUGUAAGUAUAACUGAUUGAUACGUUAUGUUAUUAAGGUUUAACGUGUUUAACGUUAACGUUUUGGUUGCUGGUCGCUACGCCGGUGCCAUUACAAGUCUGCGGAGAAACGUUCAAAGAGAGCAAUUCGCCUCAAGCGUCCGGCGAAGACAUCGACACUGCAGUUGCAAACUCAAAGUAAAUUGCAUGUUACAAUACGACGUAUAUUAUAAUUUUUUACCGUGUGCCUUCUCAAAAUCUCGCUACAGUCAAAAAUGUUAUAGGGACACUUUAUUUUGGGAUUUUCGAUCUAGCUGGCGAACUGAGCAAUUUAUUUUUGGAUUUUGCUCAUAGUUCUCUUAAAAAAUUACAAAUCUCAAUAAAAGAAAAUUAUUUUGAAUAAUACUCUGUCCGCAAUCAUUUUACGUCGUCUCCCUUCCUCUAAUUCCCUUGCAAAACAGUGGCACGCCCGUUAGCAACCUUUUUUCAAAUCCAAUUUGUAUUAUACGUAUAGGUAGAUUUUAUGUUGAAGAACCUUGUUCUUUUUUGAACAGAUUAUUAAAUUGUUAAUAGUCAUUAAUUGAAUUGCUUUGUUUUUCAAUUAGGCGUGGAGUUGUCACAAUGCUAUUAACGCCGUUAACGGUGAAAAUUCCGUUAUACAGUUCUCAUAGUUUGACAACUAUUAGUUUGAACGCCAACUGGACGUCAGAGUCUAAAAAACACCGAUUGGUGUGUAUUCGAAACUUGACGAACAUGUUUGACGACCGUACGAUCGGCGCUAGGCCGAUGUAUCGACAGGACGUGCUGUUCAAUAGUAACGGCAUGUUGCUGACGAACAAUUCGAAAACGGUAUGAAAUGAAUAUUACGUUGUGUAUUCAGAAUCUAAAAAAAAAAAUUAAACUAUAUUACUUAUUUGAAAUUUGCACGAAAAUCAUCCGUACGACGCCGUUUGUUAUCCGCGCGCAAUUAACGGUUUUUUCAACAUAACAUUUUUCUAAAAUUAAUACGUAAUUUUUUCUGAACAGAUCGACUGCAGGUAUGUUAAAAUAACAUCGACUUUGACUGUUGAUGAUGUAAAUGAGGAAAAGUACGGCCGGUUCAACUUGUGCUCGAUCGCCUUGUGCCGAGUUUUGACAUCGAUGUUAAACGUGUCUAUAUGGCUCAACGGGAAAUUUGUCGUAUUCGCAGCGAGCGAAGCUUUGAUUUACAGCUCGUCGUUAAUACCUUUCCUUUUCAUAAAAGGUGAAUAAAACAAAUAAUGUUUAAUAUUAAAAAUUCAAGUACAAUGCGUUCUGUAAAAAAUUUUCAUCUUUCCGAUAAAAUCAAAACAAUUAAAAUUUGACCGCUUCAGUACUAUAGCCACAAAAGUUAACGCUGUUAAGCAUAUUUUGAGGUGAAAAAAAAGUAAUUUAAUUGGUUAGUAUUAACAUUGGUUUUUAAUAAAUUAAUUCGAUGUGAAGACAAAUUAAAUCUUAAGAAAAGUUUUGACAAUCGGAAUUUUAAUCCUGUCAAGAUUUUAACGUGACAGAAUUUCAACCCCGGACUCCCUGUAUAAUACACUUGCGUACAUAAAAAUGCUCGAAAUUUGAUUUGCAUAUUCUAUAAUCGUAUAAUCCAUAAUAUAUAGGUACCGUCGGUCAGAAAACUUCCAAUGAAGUUAUGGUUACUUUUAUCGUGGCUGGUUUCGGUCUAUUGUCUGGUCGUGGUGUAGGUUUUUUAUUGCACGAAACUUCGUCAAGGGCCGUUUCAUUGCGCCACGUGAGCAUGGUGCUAAUAACUAACGGUCUAUCGUUGGUCCUAUAUCAUAUCACAGAUGAUUUUACAAAAAUAUUGCCAAUCAUCGGAUGUUAUGGAUUUCUAUGGGGUUUGUCUUUUUUUUUUAGAUGUAACUUGUUAACUAAAAAUAAAACUAUUACAAUGAUGAUUUUCGAUAUUAGAUUUUAUUGUUAGAAUAUUAAUACGUUACAAAAAUAAAACUUUGAAUCAUUGCCAUUGUUUACAUAGCAAACAACACAUUCAAUUUUUUAUGUAUCAAAAAUUGUCUCUAUUAAAAUCUAGAAAACUAAUAAUUUGUUAUAACCUGCUCAUAAAAAACAAAUAUAUUUUUAUAAUGUUUUAAAUAUUUUUCACGUAUUCCAGGUUAUUACAAAUCAAUACAAAACGCGGUGUUCCAUCAUUACAUUUUUCCGUUAAGAAAAUUGAUCAACAUACGCGGACAAAUUGCAUUGGUCCGAGCUGUAUCCUGUUUUGUAGGAUUACUGACUGCGAGUAAGUUGUUUAGUUAAAAUAUUUAUACAAUACAUAACUAUAAUGAUUUUUACUAAAAUCUAAAAUUUUAUAGGGACUUCUUACAUAUUUUUUGGUAGAGUUUGAGUGUUCAUUUUUUUUUUUUUUUUGAUUUUCCUUGUAGUUUUCUUAAUAAAUAAAAAAAAAUUCAAUUUUUGUAAAAUUUUUUUGAAUUAUGGGUUGCCAACAGAGAAUAUGGAGAAAAUACGACCAAUAGUACUUUUCUUAGAAUCGUUUUUCAUUAACAAUGGUUCAUCGUUGCGUACAUAUAUAAACUAAAUUACUUUGUUUAACUUUCCUUCAUAAUUUUCCUCUUCAAACAGUAACACACCUAUCAGCAUUAUCGGGCUUUUUUUUCCAUUAUAAAAUUUUAUAUAAAAUUCUAAAAAUAAUCGAUAAUUAAAUAGGUAGGUUAUGAUAAUAAUAUUUUUUUCGAUUAGGUAUCUAUUUUUCACUUAAUUAGAUAGUCGGUAUUAUUUAAAACAACUUUUUCAUUUCAAUUUUUUUUUUUUAUAAAAUCAAAUGAUAAUGAAUUAUUGAAAACAAAUAUAUUCAGUGAAGCCCCGCUCUGCAAACUAUUAACAUUUUUUAAAUUGCGUAUCAUAGUUAAUUUUAGAAAAUCUCUUUUGUAUAUAACUGAUCUUAAUUUAAGACUUUUUAAAACUAAUAUCAAGACUGGCAAUUUAAAUGGUUUUUAAUAACAAUAUUCUCGUACCUAACCGCAUUCUUUUACAGUAACGAUCCUUAAAAGGACGUCCGACGUCGGCUACGUCUACGUCUUUGCUGGCCUGCUGAUAGCGGCCGGAGGAGUGUGCGUGGGUUUGUUGGAGUGGGUCAGUAGACUUCACACGAACAUCGCGACCGAUGAAAAUCCAAUGUGUCCGAACAUUGUGAUAAAUUUGCAGGAUGAUCGUCCCAUAAACAAUACUUAUUAUGAUGUUUAA